Molecule: messenger RNA, 5205 nt
Organism: Cinara cedri
Lineage: Eukaryota; Metazoa; Arthropoda; Insecta; Hemiptera; Aphididae
Source: the annotation of a GenBank genome assembly
AUGGACGGCAAAAAGUGAGUUAAAAUAUUUAUUCAAAAAUUAACAGUUAAAUACAACUUGAAUGAGAUCUCCAAAAAUAAUCUAUUAAUUAUAGUUGAUACCACCUAUUAGUGAUUACUGGGUACAAUACUAUAAUAUUAAAAUAAUAUUAUACAAGCAACAUAGAGGUAUGUAGGUAUCUCACACAUAUUUCCAUUUUUACUAUAAUAAUAGUGUGUAAUAGGUUUGUUUGCAAAAUAUUAGAUUUGUACAAUCCAAGUCAAUUUCUAAAGUCUGAUAAACAUUUUUAUUUUUUUGGACUACGAACAUCAUUUUAUUGUGUUUGUUGAACUAUAAGCAUAGCAAAACAUUGAUAUGUUGUCUAUAUUAAAAUUAUAGUUUAAAAUUUAUCAAUCAAUACUAACCAACGAUUUUUUUUGAUAAUGUCGACACAUAUUAAUCAAUAUUUGAACAAAAAGUUACUGAGUAAUUAUACUUAAAAUGCUUAGGCUAAUAGCAACCAUCUUUUCUAAUAAUAAAGAUAAUAAUCUUUACAUAUUUUCUUUUUAAUUUAAAAAGUCACUGUAUAUAAUAUAUAUUUUGUAUAAUAUUGCAUAGUUAUUAAUAUUUAAUUAUUUUUAUAGGACGUUGUGUGAUCCAUAUCAUGGACAAAAGGCACACAAAUUAAUGAACUACAAUGAAAAAAAGGAUGAAAAGUGUAAUGAAAAAGAAAUUGAUAAAUUUUUAUACUCCCGUAAACUCAAAAUGGAAAAACCACGUACUACUAAAAAAAGGUAAUUGUGUAUACAAAUUGUAUAUACUUUGUUUAUUUGUUAGUUAUUAGCUAAAACAACAAUAUUUUUUUAACACAAAUUAAAAUUAUGUCUUAUACAAAUCAAGAAUUUCAAAGAAAACUUAUAAUUUGUUAUUUGUUAAUAAUAUUUUGUCCAAAAGUUAUUUAUGUAUAGCAUAUAUUAAUAGUAUUUAUACUUUUACAUAGUGCAUCACAAUCUGAAGCUGAAUGGGAUGAAAACUUUCAAUUAGCAAAAAUCACUAAAUUUGCAAAUAAUAUUACCAAAAAUUUUGCUCAUUCUUGGAACAAAGCAAUAUAUCUGUACCCAGAAGAAUGCUUAUUUUUGCUAGAAAAGGUAACUAUAUAUUUUUCAAUAGGUACAAUAAAAUUAAAAUACUAUGCUAGGAAGUAUAAAGAAGUAAUAUUUGUAUUAGGUCACUGAUUUCUAUAUGUUUACAUAAUAUUCAUUCUGAUUUAUUACAUUGUGUGCCUGUUAUGUAACAAUUGUAAAUAAAACUAGUAUGCAAAAGUUUCAUUGUGAUACUUUACAAUUAUGAUAGCUUUAGUUUAUUCUAAAAUACUAUCAAUUUUCACAAUGUAAGAAAUCAAAUAACACUUAGUGCAAUAUAGGACUAGGGUUAUAUGAUGUUUGUUGCAGUAAAUAAUGAUUAAUUUUAUAAAAUUAUAAUAAAAACAAUUUUUUUUGCUUUUAUCCCAUCUAUUUGAGAUUGGCCCACUGUGUACAUCCUAGAUUGGAUAAACCCCCUGAGUCUCUAACUUCUCAUAUUGUUUUACAGACUCUAAUAACUAUUUUUAAUAUGACGCAAUCCUAUUGGUUGUUUCUUACAACAGGUAAAGUUUUCGUGGGACAUUGAUUAAAAAUACCUCAAAAAUGAAAAAUGAACCUAAAAAAUGAACUCGUAAAUGAAAAUAUGAUCCGAAAAAUCCGAAAUAUUCGAAAUAAAAAUUUCAUAAAUUAAUUUGUUGUUACAUAGUUCACAUUAUGUACUUAGAAAACUGCGUUUCACAAUCAGCUAAAUAAAAUACACUUUCCUAGAAAUUCACAGCCCUAAUAAUUACUAUUAUUACCAUUAUAGCAUACAUUUCCAUGUUUUUUCCAAAAUAAUAAGGAAAUUAAAAAAUAGCCUUCACAAUGCACAAAUUGUAAUUUAUCAAUAUAUAAAUUAAUUAAUUAGUUAAUAUUUUGAUUUCAGAAUAAUUUGAUACUGAGAUGGAACGGAAAUGAAUUGUCUUUUCAAAAUGCAUUUAUACAAUUAUUAGCAGAAGGAAGCAAUUGUACUUUUAACCAAUUUAAAACAUAUAGCUAUUUAAAAAAAAUGGGAUUCCGUGUGUUUAAAUUUGAUAAAACACUAAUCAGAAAAAAUGUUAGCUUACCAAAUCUGACCAAAAUACCAGAGAAGUCUUUACGAAUAAAGGAUAACGUUAAAAACAAAACAAAAUUUCGGAGAAAAAAUACCCAUCCAGUUAAUUCGUGCUUAGGAAAUAAUGAAUCUUUUCCUAUAAUCCCAGGAACUAAUUGGGUGGUAGUAACAACACCACCUCAAUAUUAUUUACCACACAAUUUACAACCCAGUAACAAUGUUUACAUGUUCAAUAUUACUAAAACUCCACAAAAUAUGAAAAUCACUGCUAUGCUAUCUGAUUACUACUCUGAAAACUACAUAAAAAAACCAUUCAUUGAAAAAGAAAGCAUAGUUUAUGAAUCACCAACUACUGGAAUGUAUCCGGUAUACGAGAAAAACAUUCCAAAAAGAGAAAAACUAAAAGUAAAGUCUGUUGAGGAAAAUAUUUAUGAGCCAAAAGGGAAAAAAUUAAAAAUAUUGAAUACCAAUAAAGACCAUUUAUCUGCUGCUGUAAAAAUGACUUCCACUCUGAGUAAGGAUCUGAAUGAAGAAGAAACUAUUGAAAUUAGAAAUAUCAAUACUAUAACAUCUUCUUCGGUUGUAAAUGCUGAUGUAACCAAUACUGAAACAGAUUAUUCAAUUAGUGAGCAAGAUAAAGCUGAAUCAUCUAAAGCAGUUACUAAAAAUAAAGGAUUUUCGAUUGAAUCAACCAUACCAAGUAAAACUAUUUGAUAUACAGUGGAUUCCGAUAAUGUGGGAAUGUUAGGACCAGAUACAUUUGACCACAUUUAGUGGUGACCCAUGCUAAUAUAAAUGUAUAUGGUUAUACAUUAUUAUAGGGACCAGACCAUUAUGCCCACAUAAGGCCGAUGGUCACAUUUACCGGAAUCCACUAUUUAUAUUUAAUUGUCUUGUUAUAUAUAAUUAACAAAAUAAUGAUAGUUAUAAUCAAACAUCUUACAGAAUAUUACAGUAUUGUGCUUAGUAAAAUCAGCGCCUGAUACUAAAAUAACGUACCAAAAAAAUCAAAAGAAAGAUUUUAUGCUUAACCUGCCCAUCAGGGUUCACUCAUAAGUCUAUUACAUUUAAAAUAUUAAAUUACAGGACUUUAAAAUAUUCAAUGGCUCCUCUUUGUGUAUAGCAUCUGGUGUGUAUGCACUAUUCGCAUCCCCCACCCCCCUAGGCACGACACUGUAGUAUUAUAUUUAUCUAUUUUUUUUUUUUUUACUUAUAUCCUUAUAAGUCAUUGUUCAUUUAAAUAUAAGUGUUUAAAAAAUGUGUUUGAAUUUAGGUCACAUUAGAGAGAAACUAUUUGCCAUUAAAGAAACAAAAGUUAAAUACGAAAUUGAUACCAAUACUGACUAUAGCAUAAGUUAUGAUGUUUAUUAUCCGAAUAACCAUUUCCCCAAAAAAAAAAGACCAGUGCCAGAUUUCAGAGUUAUUGUUUUUNAUCAGCGCCUGAUACUAAAAUAACGUACCAAAAAAAUCAAAAGAAAGAUUUUAUGCUUAACCUGCCCAUCAGGGUUCACUCAUAAGUCUAUUACAUUUAAAAUAUUAAAUUACAGGACUUUAAAAUAUUCAAUGGCUCCUCUUUGUGUAUAGCAUCUGGUGUGUAUGCACUAUUCGCAUCCCCCACCCCCCUAGGCACGACACUGUAGUAUUAUAUUUAUCUAUUUUUUUUUUUUUUACUUAUAUCCUUAUAAGUCAUUGUGCAUUUAAAUAAAAGUGUUUAAAAAAUGUGUUUGAAUUUAGGUCACAUUAGAGAGAAACUAUUUGCCAUUAAAGAAACAAGAGAAGAACUAAAAGUAAAGUCUGUUGAAGAAAAUAUUUAUGAGCCAAAAGAGAAAAAAUUAAAAAUAUUGAAUACCAAUAAAGACCAUUUAUCUGCUGCUGUAAACAUGACUUCCACUCUGAGUAACUAUUUAAAUGAAAAAGAAAUUAUUUAAAUUAGAAAUAUCAAUACUAUAACAUCUUCUUUGGUUGUAAAUGCAGAUGUAACCAAUACUGAAACAGAUUAUUCAAUUAGUGAGCAAGAUAAAGCUGAAUCAUCUAAAGCAGUUACUAAAAAUAAAGGAUUUUCGAUUGAAUCAACCAUACCAAGUAAAACUAUUUGAUAUACAGUGGAUUCCGAUAAUGUGGGAAUGUUAGGACCAGAUACAUUUGACCACAUUUAGUGGUGACCCAUGCUAAUAUAAAUGUAUAUGGUUAUACAUUAUUAUAGGGACCAGACCAUUAUGCCCACAUAAGGCCGAUGGUCACAUUUACCGGAAUCCACUAUUUAUAUUUAAUUGUCUUGUUAUAUAUAAUUAACAAAAUAAUGAUAGUUAUAAUCAAACAUCUUACAGAAUAUUACAGUAUUGUGCUUAGUAAAAUCAGCGCCUGAUACUAAAAUAACGUACCAAAAAAAUCAAAAGAAAGAUUUUAUGCUUAACCUGCCCAUCAGGGUUCACUCAUAAGUCUAUUACAUUUAAAAUAUUAAAUUACAGGACUUUAAAAUAUUCAAUGGCUCCUCUUUGUGUAUAGCAUCUGGUGUGUAUGCACUAUUCGCAUCCCCCACCCCCCUAGGCACGACACUGUAGUAUUAUAUUUAUCUAUUUUUUUUUUUUUUACUUAUAUCCUUAUAAGUCAUUGUUCAUUUAAAUAUAAGUGUUUAAAAAAUGUGUUUGAAUUUAGGUCACAUUAGAGAGAAACUAUUUGCCAUUAAAGAAACAAAAGUUAAAUACGAAAUUGAUACCAAUACUGACUAUAGCAUAAGUUAUGAUGUUUAUUAUCCGAAUAACCAUUUCCCCAAAAAAAAAAGACCAGUGCCAGAUUUCAGAGUUAUUGUUUUUGAGUAUGAAUGAAGAAUAUACAUUAUGCUGUGUUAUGUUUUAGUAAUGAUCGCAUUUUAUACUAUAAUGUUCUAGGGACAAUUUAAACAACUUUCCAAACAUUCAUGAUGUCAAUGUUUCCAAUCCUCAUGAUAAUGUACCUACUCUAUGGGCCAUUGUAAAUUUAAGUGAUGUGUCAUUUUACAAUGUUAAUAAUAUCGUUUUACCAAAACCUACAGACUGGAAACCUAUAGAAUAA